Molecule: messenger RNA, 4800 nt
Organism: Pungitius pungitius (ninespine stickleback)
Lineage: Eukaryota; Metazoa; Chordata; Actinopteri; Perciformes; Gasterosteidae
Exons: 5
Coding region: 560-1894 (444 amino acids)
Source: RefSeq, a predicted model, not a curated record
UCCGGUUAUUGAUUGGGUUUCUAACGAGGAUAACUUGUCUUUUUCCGGUUAUUGAAAAAUGUGUAUGAAAUCAUAAAAGUAAUUGUGAAGUAUUUCCGGCUCAUCAGCAUCCAACUUUUUACUAAGGAAGACAGGGGCAAUUUGCGGAUUGACGAUUGUAUUCAGACUAACACUCGAAAAUCGUAUAAUUGUGACCCUUGACCAAGAGGAAUACAAGAGCAAUAAUAGUGGUGGCUCUUGAAUAGGGGGAAGACAGGGACAAUGAUAUUUGUGACCCUUGACCGAGGGGAAGAUAGGAGUGAUUUUGCGAACUAACGAUUGUAUUCAGUCCAACACUGAAAUCGCAUAAUCGCAGUCCUUGACCUAACAGGAAGACAGGAACAAUAUCGGGGUUUUCGGACGGUAAUCUGAAAACAGAUAUUUGCGCCCUUGACCUAUAUUUAUUAACCAGUAUUUUGGUUGGGUUUUAACUUGUAUUUUUCCUACGUAAAAGAAAAUCAAGACUUAUAGUGACGACUAUAUUUUAAGGAAUAAAAGUAUACUUCAUCACGCCUGAAAGAUGGGUGGUGUACAGGGUAAAAGUAAAAAGGAAAUGAGUCCUCCGGAGGGACCCAUUGUGGAUCUGAUGAGAAGGAAAUAUGGAGAUCAAUCUCUAGAGUUUUUGCCUGAGUGGUCAAAGGAUUUUGGGUUCCCUGUGAAUGGUUCUUUCAGUAGAAUAAAACUGAACAUGUUACGAACAGACUUAGAGGGAAAACAGAAGGUUAUAAAAACUCAGAAGGUGAUAAAAGGCAAAGACUUGGAAGACAUUGAGAAACAAAGUAAAUGGUUGAAAUGGUGGGAGGAUGAAUGUGAAUGUAGAGAAAGAAAACAAAUGGCUAAAGAAUUGACAUGCGCAAAAACCACAUUGGUUGAAAAAACAGAUCCAAAUGUUAUUGAACAAAAUGACCGAUGUGCUUCUUCUCCUUUGUAUCCGAGUCUCACAGGGGCUGGGGGCCCUCUCCUCAACACAUGCCCACCGCCGUACCCUGCUUCACCUGCGGACCAGCAACCUCUGCCAUCACAAACCACAACGGUUCACAACACCCGGCAGAGGGAGAGACAGGAAGCAGCAGCGAAAGUAGCACACGAACGACUCCUCACAGAGCAGGCGAGAGCACGUGAAGAGGAGGAAAAGAGACAGGACGCUCUCCUCACUCCAUCUCACUCUGCAGGAGCAACUGGAGGGGUUACUUCUCCUAUCAAGAAACUAACUGCAGAACAAUUUGACAAUUUGUCCCCCUCAGAGCAAAAAUCUACAUCAGAUAUUGUUUCCCUCUCUUUCGACCCUGAGGGAGUUCCCCGGGAUGCAAAACCUGUGUUCCAAACCCCAAUGAUUCAAGUACCAGGACACUCAGGUCCCAUACUUGUUUUCCGUCCUUGGACUGAUACGGAUGUCAGAGCUGCAAUGGCUCAUCUCCCGCCGAUACAGAACUCGGGAAGAGUGUUUGCUGAAGCAUUCAUGGACUUCUGUAAGCAGUUCUUGCACAACUUUGCUGAAAUUCGACGUGUUCAGAUGAGUCACGUGGGUCCAACUCACUACCAAAAGCUCAACCAGCUGGUUGCAGGAGACACCAGUGCGCACGACGUCGAUUGGAGUACAAAUGCAAAUAAGCCGUACAGAGACGCACUCACGGUUUUGAGCGACGGCAUAAAGACAUUGUUUCCUGACAAAGUGGAUAUGACUCCCAUCCACAAUACCAAGCAGGUGACGGGUGAGUCCGUCCAUGAUUACUACCAAAGGAUUUUCACAGUGUUUAAUCUUAACAGUGGCAUUCCACAACCCGCCGUGUUAGGAGACGCUGUGGGGACGUGGGAAUCACAUCUGAAUGUGAAUUCCCACGUCAUGCUUUCAUGAAUGGACUAUUGCCCGACAUAAAAGUGACUGUGCAGCGUUCUGUUGCUGGAAUGGAAGACUCGCGACUCGCGGAUGUAAAGAAACAUGCUGCGCAUGCGCAAUGCAUGGACAUAGAGAGAGCUGACCACGAGGGGAAAGGCGUUCACGUCAGAUUGAACUCGCACAACUGACUAUGCUCCAAGCUGUCACUCAACUUGCCAGGAACGACCGCCCAUGGGAUCCCAACCAACGGGGCCGAUUCAGGGGGCGUGGUCGGGGCAUGACGAGGGGACGCUCCUCCUGGAACCAGGGGGGAGCGCAGCUGUAUCCACCCACUGACAAUGAUACGUGUUUCCGCUGUGGCGAACAGGGACAUUGGCACAGAGAAUGUCCACAAAAAGCACCUCGUAGAGGAUGGGGGCGUGGCCUAGCCAGACGCGGAGGAGGUGGCAACGCACAAUCAGAUUGACGUGAGGCGGGGGAGGAGGAGGCUGCAUGUGAGGGGGAGACGGCAACCACGCUGGGACGUCAACAGAAGGAAAGGGACACACACACGCAAAACGCAGCCUGCAAUGAAGAAACGCUUUCUGCACUAACUCCAUGCACGCACACUCACACUCACACACCAGAGCAACAACAAGCUCUCAAGGACAUCACAGAGCAAUUGAGAACACAACAGAAGCUUUCACUUAAACACACAUAUGCAAAGUUUUCAGGAAAAUCAUUCGAAAAUAUGCCCACCACUAUGGUGCAAGUUCAAGGCAAACUUUUAUCAUUUUUGGUUGAUUCUGCAGUAUGUUGAUGACUGUUUAAUUGCAGCUCCAACACAAAAACAGUGUGAACAGGACACACUCAAAUUGCUUCAACACUUAGCAGCAGAAGGACACAAGGCCAGCCUAUCCAAACUACAGUUUGUUUCACAAAACGUUCAUUUCCUAGGCCAUGACAUUUCCGGUGAAGGGAAGACGCUUUCACCAAAACGCAUUGCCUCAAUUGUAACACUUCCAAAACCACAAACCAAGAAACAGAUGAUGUCAUUUUUGGGCAAGCUUUCACGGACAUGAAAUGCGCGUUACAAGUUCCUCCGACUUUGGGUCUUCCUGAUCCUCACAAACCGUUCACACAAACCGUUGACGAACGUUCUGGCUGUAUGACAUCAGUGCUCCUACAAUCUCAUGGCGAUAAACAACGACCAGUAGCUUAUUUCUCCGCAAAACUCGAUCCGGUAGCAGCAGGCUUACAGCUUACAGCUUUGGUCUGAUGGAGGAUGUCCAUCUGCCUCCAAGCUGUUCAGGACUCUCCUCCUUAGAAACCACUGCAUGGCAGAGAGUCUUCAGGAAAGAUGUUUGAAAUAAGUACCUUCCUCCCCAGAAGUGGAGCUGAGAUGCUCGUGUGAUGCAGGAACCAAAUGCCUCACAGUCUCUAUCACGUUGUGUCCUCACUGCGUACCUUCAACUUUCAAGAAUCCAGACAGAGAAGAAGAAGAACCGUACUGAGGACAUGCGAGCCUCUUCUGCUCUAUCUCCUCUCACAGGGAGGAGAUGAUCUGCAGCAUCCUGGUGAUCUUCAUCCUGACCUCCUGUGUCUGUGCAGGGUCAUUUGUAGUGAAUGUGACACAGAGCUGGUAUCAUGCAGAGGAGAACCACAACAUCUCACUGGAAUGGAUGUUCCCCACCAGCACGGACCACUCCACCAACUCCCUCUAUGUCUCCUGUGAGAUGUUAGCUGAUGAGAAACAUUCACUCAUGUUCCAUCUAUAUGAAGGUGUGGAGAUCCCAGAGUUUCAGGAUAAACGCUUUUCAGGACGAGUCCAGUGGGACAAAGACGUCCUCAGAGAAGGACGACUCAGACUUCACAUCUCCAGACUCCAGACUAAUGACUCUGGGCUGUACUGGUGUGAAGUGCUCAUAAGUUAUGGGAAGAACUAUAAGGAAUGUCACCUCAAUGUCACUGAUUUGUUGGGUCUCUUUGCAGCAGUGAAGGAUCGACCUGAACCUGAGACAACCAGUGACACCAGUCUGAGAGGAAGGAUCGGUCUCUACUUUAUACUGGGACUGGGACUGGGACUAGCAGCAUCUCUACUGGGUUUUUAUUUAUUUUAUCUCUGCGUUGCAAAACAGACUAGUGAUCAACACAAAACACGACACAUCAGAACCACAAUUGAAGAUAUUGAUCCUUUAAGUUUUUGCACAGAAACAGUCUGAUGUGUUGUGCCUGAAGUCCAGCUGAGACACAUCUGGUCUGUGGAUGUCUCAUGUGUCUCGUGGACCAACAGCAGCAUGAAGGUAUCAGUGGUCUACAGAGACACUUGUGACUCAGGGAGCCCAGCUGGUGACCGCUGUGCCAUCGUUGUGUGUGUGAAGGGGAACUAGUUUAGUUUCAUCAGGACCAAACAGAUUGACCUUCUGGUAGGACUUGUGACAUCACAGUAUGAAUGGAAGUCAAUGGUGGCAUCAAGCGUCAGGACGACUGUGGGUGGAGAGUCCAAUCAGAGGAUCAACGGUUCCAUCCCAGAACCUGCUGGCCCGUGUGUUGAUGUGUCCUUGAGCAAGACACUUGACCAGCAUCACUCCUGUAGCUGUGACCUCACAGUGUCCAUAUUCCUUUUUUUUCUUUGCCUGAGAUUCAAAGGAAAUCGAGUCUUUUUGUCCUGGACCUCUUCAGCUCCUCUAACAGAGACUCUUACUACUGAACAGAUGCUGCAUUAAGCGUCAUUCUGCUCCUGAUCAAAGACGAAUGUUCCUUCUGGUUCCUGUUUUUUAAAGAAGAUUUAGAUUCUGUAUGUUUACUUGCUGACUUGCUCACAUUGUUCUGGUGACUUUACGUCUGGUCGUUGCUCCACAGAAGAAGAAGACGUCACUCGCGAUGUCGUGUUUGAAAAUCAUUUCACUGUCUAAAGCACAAUAGAGCCGCACCCUGCCUCAAUA